Symphalangus syndactylus (siamang) is the source of this 2340-nucleotide messenger RNA. RefSeq names its product serine/threonine-protein kinase MRCK beta-like. The record is from RefSeq and is a predicted model, not a curated record. Lineage: Eukaryota; Metazoa; Chordata; Mammalia; Primates; Hylobatidae.
UGGACUCAAAUUCCUGGGCUCAAGCGAUCCCCAAGCCUCAGCCUUCCUUGUAGGCUGGGACUACAGGUGUGUGAUUCUUCCCAGUUUGAUUCUUCCAUCCAUAAAGAUCAUCUUAGUGUGUAUUCAGGUCUGGGAAAAGCCCUGGAGGAGACAUGCUGGCUUACCCCCAGCUCAUCACUAGGAUGCAGCAUCCCAUCAUGGCAUCUCCCUGGAGGGUGGCUAAGCAGGCCCUUAACUUUCCCUCCUGAAAGGAGAGCGGGGGAGAGAGAGGGAGCUCCCCCAGUGGGAUGGGACUCACGAGGUCCAGGAGUUGAGACUUCUCUGUGGCCUUUGGGGACCACUGAACAGUGCAAUCAGGUCUUCCCUUAGAAAGAUGCUUUGGCAAAGGGAGGAGGGGCAGGGACGGAGUUCUGCGGACAGCCAGGAAAAUCAGAGGAGGCCACUGGCCCCCUGCCUCUUCUCCCCAGGAGGAUGAAUCCUUCUGUAUUAGCCCCAGGCACCCUAAAAAAAUACCACUGACUGAGUGGCUUAAACAACAGGGUUUUAUUUUCUCACAGUUCUGGAGGCUAAAAGCCCCAGAGGCCUCUAUUCCUGGUUUGCACACAGCCACCUUCUCACCAUGUCCUCCCACGGGGAGGUAGCACCCAAGCUCUCUGGUCUCUUAUAAGGACACGAAUCCUGUUGGAUCAGGGCCCACCCUUAUGACCUCACUUAACCUUCAUCAUCUCCUUAUAGGCCCUGUCCCCAACUACAGUCACACUGGGGAUUAGAGCUUCUGCGUCUAAUAUUGGCGGGGGGGGGACGCCAUUCAGUCCAUAGCCCUACCCUUCCUCAGGGCUCCAACUACAUGAUGCACAGAACUCAGCUGUAGCCCGCAUCACACGGUGCUCUUCAGUCCAGCCAUGCGUCAUUCAGCGGCUGGGAUACGUUCUCGACAAUGCAUCAUCAGGCUUGAGUGACAACUUGAGGACAAGGCGGCGCCUCGACAAGUUUUCACACAGCAGCUACGGGGGCCAGAGAAGCAGCACCGCAUGGUGAGGCAGGAGGAGGAGGACCUGCACAAGCAAUUGGUUGAAGCUUCAGAGACAUUGAAACCCCAAGCCGGAGAACUGAAAGAUGCCCAUCGGCAGCAAAAGCUGGCCCUGCAGGAGUUCUUGGAGCUCAAUGAGCUCAUGGCAGAGCUCUACUCCCAGAAGCAGAAGCUGGAAGCUCAGCUCAAGGACACUGUUGCUGAGGCCUCAAAGGAGUGCAGACUUCGUGAGCACAUCGCGGACUUCAAGCAAACAGAAAAGACCAGCUCAGCUAGUGAGCAAGAAACACAAGCACUGAAGCUGGAAGCAUCCCCAUCAAUUUCUGUGGCUGCAAGAACAGAACUGCAGGAAGUAAGACAGCGUUGUCCUACCGAUGCUCUCAUCUGGGGUCUGCCCUCGUGUCCAGGUGACACAGCUGCCCUUGGUGAUCAGAAGCCACUCACCUGGUCCCUGCGUGCCAGCUUGCAGUGAGGACAUCUGUCCAGGCACGAGAGCCCACCUACCAUUUUGAGAAUUACUGUCAGUGCCUCAGUUAGAUAAGCUAGGCUUCUGCAAUCAUACUGAAGUUUAACAUCCAUACAACAAAUUGCACAAAUCACAAGCAUGUAACUUGAUGAAUUUUUACAAAGUGAAUAUGCCCCAAAAACCAACACCCAGUUCCAGAAAUAGAACAUUAGCAGCCCCUCAGAAGCCCUUCAGAAGGCUGCUUUCUCCUUUCCUGACACUAGCAUUCCUUGACUUUAUUCUGCUUUCUAACACUGUAGGUUAAUUUUACUUGUUUUUAAACUUUAUGUAAGUGGGAUUGUAAAUUAUAUGUUUUGUGCCUGUCUUCUUUUUGCUGCACAUUAGAAGUCAUCCAUAUUAUUGUAUCUGGCAACACUGUUCAUUCCCAUAACCUAUGGUAUUUUACUAGAUAAAUAUGCUACACUUUACUUAUCCAUUGUACUUCUGGUGAAUAUUUGUGGCAUUUCAAAAUUUGGGAUAUUACAAAUAAUAAAGGAAUAAGCAUUUUUACAUGUCUUUUGGUGGGCAUAUGCCGGCUUUUUGCACACUUUUUAAAAACUGUUUAAUAAACACCCUGUUUUGCAAGAAGUUCACAUGCCAAUUCAUGUAGAGUUGCUUGAGACCGUAACAACUGAAUAGAAUUUAAUUGUAUGAUGUCUUGUAACAUGUUUCCCUGUUGGUCAUUUAGUCAUGUGGCAGAAACCACUAGUUGUUUGCUAAAAUUCAUUCUCCCUUUCCUCUAUGGUAAUGGGCCCUCCACAUUUUAAGCUGGGCAGAUGGCUGCCCAGAAUAAAGGCUACCAAUA